CGCAUAAACUCGUUAAAUUGUACGAAUAAAUAGAUUUUAAAAGCUCGUUAUAUUUUUAUAAUAAUAUUGUUUUUCACCCAAACCGAAAAAGAGAGAGAAUCUGUGCAUGUUGCUCAGAAAAUCUUCAAAGUGUAAUCUGGGCUUACGUUAGCUCUCACGAACUCCCAAGGAUCUCCUAUAUAUGUUUUUCCAUUUCCCCAUAAAAUCUCUCAUCAUCUAAAACAUCUUUAUUAUCAUUUCUUCUUCUAUAUAUAUAUUCCUUUCCCCUUUAGUGUCCUGAGAGACGCAUAUCUUGAUUUCUUGAUUCUUGAUGACUCCUGAAAUGACGUCAAGCUUUCUUCUCAUGACAUUCGCGAUUUGUACACUGAUCAUAGCCGUUGGUCCCAGCGAGCUCCUCCGCAUCGGAGCCAUAGACGUCGACGGCCACUUCACCUUCAAGCCUUCCGACUUAGCCUCCGUCUCGUCGGACUUCGGUAUGCUAAAGUCGCCGGAGGAGCCAUUAGCCGUACUUCAUCCAUCCUCAGCUGAAGACGUGGCACGUCUCAUCAGAACAGCUUACGGCUCAGCCACGGCCUUUCCGGUCUCAGCCCGUGGCCACGGCCAUUCCAUAAACGGACAGGCUUCGACAGGGAGGAACGGUGUGGUGGUGGAGAUGAGCCACCGCAACAUAGGGACGCCGGAGCCACUAGUUGAACCCGAGGAAAUGUAUGUGGACGUUUGGGGUGGAGAGUUAUGGGUUGAUGUGUUGAAAAAAACGUUGGAGCAUGGCUUAGCACCAAAGUCAUGGACUGAUUACUUGUAUCUUUCCGUUGGUGGUACACUCUCUAAUGCAGGAAUUAGUGGUCAAGCUUUUCACCAUGGUCCUCAAAUUAGUAACGUCCUUGAGCUAGACGUUGUAACUGGGAGAGGAGAGGUGAUGAGAUGUUCAGAAGAAGAGAACACAAGGUUAUUCCAUGGAGUUCUUGGUGGGUUAGGUCAAUUUGGGAUCAUUACACGAGCACGAAUCUCUCUCGAACCUGCUCCCCAAAGGGUAAGAUGGAUAAGAGUGUUGUAUUCGAGCUUCGAAGUGUUUACAGAGGACCAAGAAUACUUAAUAUCUAUGCAUGGUCAAUCAAAGUUUGAUUACGUGGAAGGGUUUGUGAUCGUGGACGAAGGUCUCGUCAACAACUGGAGAUCAUCUUUCUUCUCUCCUCGUAACCCCGUUAAAAUUUCUUCCGUUAGCUCUAACGGCUCCGUUCUGUAUUGCCUUGAGAUCACCAAGAACUACCACGAGUCCGAGUCCGACACCGUCGAUCAGGAAGUAGAGAUUUUGAUGAAGAAAUUAAAUUUUAUACCGACAUCGGUAUUCACGACGGAUUUGCAAUAUGUGGAUUUCUUGGACCGGGUUCACAAGGCGGAGCUGAAGCUCCGGUCGAAGAAUUUAUGGGAGGUUCCACACCCAUGGCUCAACCUAUUCGUACCAAAAUCGAGAAUCUCUGAUUUUGACAAAGGCGUUUUCAAGGGCAUUUUAGGGAAUAAAACUAGUGGCCCUAUCCUUAUCUACCCAAUGAACAAAGACAAAUGGGACGAAAGAAGCUCGGCCGUUACACCGGACGAGGAAGUUUUCUACCUCGUGGCUUUACUGAGAUCAGCUUUAUCGGACGGUGAAGAAACGCAGAAGCUAGAGUAUUUGAAAGAUCAGAACCGUCGGAUCUUGGAGUUCUGUGAACAAGCCAAGAUCAAUGUGAAGCAGUACCUUCCUCACCAUGCAACGCAAGAGGAGUGGGUGGCUCAUUAUGGAGACAAAUGGGAUCAGUUUAGAAGCAUGAAGGCUGAGUUCGAUCCACGGCAUAUACUCGCUACCGGUCAGAAAAUCUUUCAGAACCCAUCUCUGGCUUUGUUUCGUCCAUCGUCGUCUUCGUCGUCAGCUUCAUGGUGACAGGACAAAAUCAGAGGGGGAAAGUAGUAGUUGAGAUUAUAUUCUUCCUGAUGUAUAUAUAUGACCUAAUAGAGAAGCAUCAGAGAGAGAUUAGGUUGGGGUAUUUUGUUAGCAACGUUUAAAAAUUAGAGUUAGGAAGAUUCAAGUUAGUAAUAUGUUACUGUUUAAAUUUUCUACAUCA
Molecule: messenger RNA, 2099 nt
Organism: Brassica rapa (field mustard)
Lineage: Eukaryota; Viridiplantae; Streptophyta; Magnoliopsida; Brassicales; Brassicaceae
Product: cytokinin dehydrogenase 5
Biological process (GO): cytokinin metabolic process
Molecular function (GO): cytokinin dehydrogenase activity; FAD binding
Source: RefSeq, a predicted model, not a curated record